UUAGAAUUAUAGAAUUAAGUAAUUUUCAUUCUUUAUUACCAAUAUUAUAUCAUUGUGUUAAAUUAAAAACUCUUGAAUUAACGGAAUAUUUUGAAGUUGAAGAUUUAUGUGAACUUUAUAAUUCUCAUAUUUCUUUACCUCCAAUACAUAUUGAAAAUUUAUUAGCUUAUCAAAUUGAGAUGGAAAGGAAUAUACAAAAUUUUGAAGAUGCGAUGGCAAUACUUAUUAAUUUAUCAAAACAUAAAUUAGAAUCUCUUACAAUGGAAUUUGUUACUUGUAGAACUAUUUCUUUUUUAAAAUUAAGUUGUCCAAUUAAUUUAACUUAUUUAUCUUUAAAAAUUUCAACUUUUGGUUUAAUUAAAUUAUAUGAAAUAAUUUCUUUAUUAAAAUUACUUAAAACUUUAAUUAUUAUUGAAUCUGGAAGAUAUGAGGAUCCUUUAUCACCUGAAUCUUCAAAUAAGAUAAAUCAAUUAAUUAAAUUAGCGAUUUCGAUUCCAAUUUCUUUAACCCGUCUUGGAAUAUCAUUUUUAGUUGAUCUUACCGGUUAUGAAAUGUUUUACAAAGAAUUUUCUGUACCUAUUCAAGAAUUAGAUAUUUAUAUUUCAUUGGAUGAUGAUCAUUUGAAAGGAAUUAUUUCUUAUGCUGAAAAAAACAGGAAUUUAAAAAGGGUUGGAAUUAUGAGAUUUAAUCAUUCUUGUUUAGAUGGUCAUAUUUCUAAUGAUCUUUAUUUAAAAGCAAAAUCCUUAAUACCUAUUAUAGGUGAAACGAAAAAAAUCAAGCAUUUUGUUAAUAGAUAAAGAUUAAUUAUUCAUUGGGCAGGUUAUUGGCAAAAGAAAUUUCAUUGGCAAAGAAAUUCAUUGGCGAGAUUGGUCCCAAUCAUUCCUAAUAUAAGUGUGAUAAAAUAAGGGAAAAAAAAAGGUGUUUUAAAAAAAAAAGGUGUUUUU
This is a messenger RNA of Rhizophagus irregularis DAOM 181602=DAOM 197198, 944 nucleotides long. RefSeq lists its product as uncharacterized. Lineage: Eukaryota; Fungi; Glomeromycota; Glomeromycetes; Glomerales; Glomeraceae. The record is from RefSeq and is a predicted model, not a curated record.